Exaiptasia diaphana is the source of this 2304-nucleotide messenger RNA. RefSeq lists its product as uncharacterized. The record is from RefSeq and is a predicted model, not a curated record. NCBI's taxonomy places the organism in Eukaryota, Metazoa, Cnidaria, Anthozoa, Actiniaria, Aiptasiidae. The coding region runs from base 133 to 1728 and encodes 531 amino acids. The transcript has a single exon.
GAUAGCAAAAGUAAACAUUACAAUACGAAAUGGCUUUUCUAAAAGCUUAUAGUUAUUGCUAUUCGCAAGUUGAAUAAUCUGAAUUCAACUGAUUUGUAAUCGUGAAGCCAUCCGACACUGAUCGACAAGCAAAUGAUUCAUCUUUGUAGCAAGCCAAAMAAUCUGCAAGAUGGUGAUAACUUUACUCUCGGAGCCGUGCUCCAAACGCUUUCUACUUUGUCCAAAGAAAAGAAGMUUGACAUUAAAAGCCAGAAUUGUACUCGAGAGAACGUUGUUCGUGUUCUGAAUCAUCAGAACUGUCUUUAUCCAAGGAAAUCAGCGGUCUCUAGUGCGAGCAUCGAAUCGCUUAGGAAAAGUCUACACCAGCAGGUGGAAGCAAUGAAAACGAAGCCGAAAAAAUCUUUUUGUCGCGYUCUGRAGCAUGGAUAUCAUCRAAAGGARAAAGAAAACUUGACUGAAAAUGAACCCAACUUCAACUCGAUGCUAUCAUUYAAUAAAGGGAAAAAGUUAUACACUCAUGAACAAGARCAAGAUCUUGAAUACGUCUUUUUAAAGAACGASGAAGAAGUGUUUGACACAGAAAAGGAUUUAACUGCGCAAACACCAAUUAGCCGUAACAUCGUUUAYAGUCGACAUCUUCAAAAUAGCACAGAUGUGGAGUCGCUUAGUAGUGGCAAUGAUGACAUUKUUGAUAUUUUUAGCGAAGAAAAUCGUAGGCAGCGACGAAAAAUGCGUCGCGCAUCCAACACCUCAUCUUUGAUCAGUAACACUUCAGSUUCAUCUCAUAAUAAGGAAAGGCAGAGUCAAAACUCAAGUGAAUCAAUUCAAAAUGAAGAAAAGGUCAGYGUAAAGAUUGAACAAGAAACAGAUUUUGUGUCGGGUUUAAGCGACCAGUCUUUGAAAGAWUCAAUGCAGAAAAUACUUCAAAGGCGCAAGAGUACWUUGUGCUUGUUCAAGUCCGCGAAGGGGGGAAUUAAAGUCCUCAAUGAAAAUGAAACAUUCUCAGACAUUGCUGAAGAAAGUAGCCUGCACUCAGAUAARUCUSUCUCUGAAUUUGAGSCCGAGAAGUCUGUWUACAGCGAAUCCGCAGAGUCWUUYAAAUCUGAGUUUGAAUACRAAAURCCUUCGAAUAUAGACGAGAACGUGGAUCAUMACUCACUUUUUGUUUCCACUAGCAACGCGCACGAUACAGGAAAAAGAAAAGGAAUUCUUAAAAAUMGGUGCAAUCAAUCUGCUCGGUUAUUUAACACGUGCGAUUCUGCAAAAACAACUUAUAAAACAUYGAAWAAUAAGAAUAAAGUAGAAACUGAAGAAACAAAGACGAUCCGACCCUUAUCGGUAAAUGUCUGGCGUCCGAGUUUGGUCCCAAAACAAACAAAAAAGCGCAGCAACACAGCGUACAGCUGUCCAGAAACCAGGAAAGAAAAAGCCAAAAUGUCGGGAAAAAGUAAGGACGAUGCUAUAAGAGAUUUUAUUAUCAUGUAUGCCAAAGUGAAAAACAAAAACGCGAAAAUUGAACCAGAGGACAGUCAUAGAGAAGUGCGAAUGGUWAGCGAAACGCCCGAAUUUGUCGUGAAAAGCGCGAUCGGACAAUUCCUCUCUGUCCCAUUUCCUCCAGAAAGAAAUACCAAUUGUGAAAACACGAACGAAGAAAAAUACGAAGCCAAGCAAAGGACAAGAUUACUGAGAAUCAAAAAUUGCAUGCAACUACUCGCUAAUAUCGCCUAGUGUUAAACAUUAUACAGUACUARGGAGGGGGUGGGUAUUUAUUGUAGUUGUAAUGGAAACCACCUUGUCUGGGUAAAACACAUGGUAGUUGCUUUCAACCAUUAAUUCAAUAUUUAAUUGUUAAAAUCAGUGUCAAGUAUAUUCGAGGUACCRAAGAAUGUAAGCCAAAAGUCCAUACAAAAUGAAGAUUUCAUUAAAGGAAAAUGCUAUAUAUAUUUAGAGAGAGAGAGAUUUUUGAACAGUCACAUGAGAUGUUUCCAGAAAAGCUUUCACAGCUGGUUUUCUUAAUACACAUUUACAGCUUUAUAUCUUUUACCACAUUAAAUGUGAUAAAAUUUCAUUAUGAAAAUCGCGUGUAAAUAUGGAACUUAAUUGUACAUAAAGCUUUAAAAAAAAAUCAGUUUUGCGGCUUUUUUCAAGUCAGGAAGCGCACAACAGUGUCGUCGCACUUCCAUGAAAAAAAGGCAAACAGCGCUUUAUCUAAAGCUAUGUUUGCUCCGAAAUGUUAAUUAAUUGCCUGKUUAGUGAGUCUAGUGUUCAUUUGCAUAGAUCGAUGCCUUUUCUUUACAAAUAACU